AAAACAUGAAGAUUCUUCUCUUCUUAGCCCUUGUUUGUAAGAUGACGGUCGACGCAAGAGAAGGAGACUGUGGGGUGAUCCCGAUAAGUAAAUGGGGAAAUUUGCCUCUCAAAAGAGAGGACCCUCUUCCGAAUCCAGUGAAAAUUGUAAUCAUUCAACACACUGUAGUACCGGAGUGUGUUAGUGAUGAGGAGUGCGAGAAAGCAGCCAACGGCAUUAGGAAUUACCAUAUUACCAACCGUGGAUUCACUGAUAUAGGACAAUCGUUCCUAAUUGGUGGGAACGGAAGAAUUUAUGAAGGAGCUGGCUGGCAUCGCGUUGGGGCUCACACUUUGGGCUACAAUCGAAGAUCGGUUGCAAUUUCUUUCAUUGGAGACUUUAGAACAAAAUUACCAUCAGCUCAAGCCUUGAAAGCUCUCAAUAGUCUACUGGAAUGUGGAGUAAUGAACAAAUAUUUAGCCAAGGACUAUAACCUGGUCGCUCACAGCCAGCUCUCUAUGACUGACAGUCCAGGAGAGAUGCUGAGAAAGCAAGUGGAAUCAUGGCCUCAUUGGCUAGAUAAUGCAAAGGAUGUACUUAAUUAGAUGAAGAUUUUAUAAGUUUGGUACUACCUCAUUCCCGUUUUCAUCCGCU
Molecule: messenger RNA, 633 nt
Organism: Spodoptera exigua (beet armyworm)
Lineage: Eukaryota; Metazoa; Arthropoda; Insecta; Lepidoptera; Noctuidae
Source: the annotation of a GenBank genome assembly